GCACAUUAGAACAGCAUCUUGUACUUCAGCUGGGAAUAAAUUACCCUUGGCUCGCUCCUCUGCAAUUUAUUGCUUCUUUUCCUGCCUGUUUGAACCUUUAUCUAGUGGCCUCUCGGCAACGAUUUCUAUAACACCAUAGGUCUUUGGAGCCUCAAUUUUUGCCCUGGCUCCCUCAAGACCCUCCUUCCUACAAGCAUGAGGUUGGCCCCCACCACCGUGCUCCUGUGGGCCUGGGGCAGUCUCCAGGCCUUUGAAAUUGUGGAGAAGGAGAACAUUUUUCAAAGGACCCCUUGCCCCGCUUUUCUGGUGUUUGAUAACACUGCCUAUCUGGCUGACAUGAGCUUUGAGCUUCCCUGUCACUGCAAACCUGAGGAUGUUUCUGCUGUGGUCUGGUAUUACCAAAAGUACCUGGGGAGCAGCCACACCACGGUGCUUACAGACUUCGACGGGCGGUUGCUUACAGAGGCUGCUCAUGUUAGGGUAGGCAGCAGUAUGCUGGCUCGCUUCAGCAUCCGAAUGUUCAGCCUGUUGGUCUUCCGGGCCCAGCCAGAGGACUCAGGCCUAUAUUUUUGUGGCACUCGCAACGGGGACUAUUUUUAUGCCUAUGAUGUGGACAUCCAGAGCCAUAAAGGAAUGGUGGCCAGUUUCAGGGACAAGGGCCAGGAGCCGUUGCCGGAUGAGUACUAUGGGAGCCUCCACGUCUUUACUACCUUCUGGGAGUGGACCCCCUGUGACCGCUGUGGGGUGCGCGGGGAACAGUGGCGCUUUGGACUCUGCUACCUGCAGAACCCUAACCUUUCACCUCGAUACAUUAAGACUCUGCCGGAUGUGGUGUCCUGUGGCUCUCGGGCUGUGCCAUGGAAACUGCACCUCAAGACCAAGUAUCACACACCUGAGCUGUUGAUUCAAAGCUGCCUAGUGUCCUGUAAGAAGAACAAGAUGGGGGAGGGUAUACUGGCAAUCUACAACUAUGUGUCGAAACUGGGCGGCCGGCCCUGGGUGCCUCAGGUCCCCAUUCAAUUCCAUCAGCAGAGACUGGGUCACGGCCUCAUCAUCUCCUGUCCCGGGGCCCGACCAGAGCAUGCCGUGGCCUGGGACAAGGACAGUCAGCCCCUCUACCGCACCCAGUACCUAAAAGGUGUGAACAGAUCCAUGAGGGUUUUCAUCGACCACGGCAACCAUCUCCACAUCCGCUUCACCCAGCUGAGUGACCGGGGCAUCUAUUACUGCUGGCGGCAAGGGUUGAAAAUCGCUGGCUUCCGGCUAGGCGUAACAUCUCGAGGGCGCUACCCAGCCUCACUCUCAGACCCCGAGACUCGCACAGCCGUGGAGCUCACCCUGAUAGGCUAUCUGCUCAUCGCCGUUGUCUUCGUUACCAUUCACCUCUGUCGGUGCUGCUGCCAAUCUCGCUGUUGUCCCAAUUUCUCUGCCCAAACCCUUCUCCAGCUGUGACGACCAGUCGUGUUACAAUA
Rattus norvegicus (Norway rat) is the source of this 1472-nucleotide messenger RNA. It is a transcript of the gene Fam187a, whose product is annotated as family with sequence similarity 187, member A. Gene Ontology annotation, cellular component: membrane. The record is from RefSeq and is marked provisional. The transcript has a single exon. Lineage: Eukaryota; Metazoa; Chordata; Mammalia; Rodentia; Muridae. The coding region runs from base 196 to 1452 and encodes 418 amino acids.